UUCAGAUGUCAGUUAAUUCCUGACUAGUCUUUUAUUAUCAUUCUCUUCCACGAGCGAGUUAAGUUUCAUAUUGCGAAUAUAGAAAUUAAAAAAAGUAUCGCAAUACAAGACUGUUCCUGAAAAAAAAUAUCAAUCCGGAUUUCUAUUCAAAUUUCAUGACACAAAAGUGUCCUGAACAACACCGUGCGUGGUAUCAAACGUAACAUCUAUUCUUACACUCUUUUUUUGUUCUUCUUGUAAAGAUCAUUGAUCGUGUAUUUCAGUCACAUAGGUAGAUCAAAGAAGGUGGCAGUGUAGCGCGGCUCAAUUGCUCGCGACUCGUUCGGAAUAGGUAACAUCAUUUUCUUUUUCCUGCCAGAGAAAAGUAACGGCGUCCUGCUGGCACGUGUGCUCGCAAAACAAUGUUGUCGGGUCCAGUUUAGCUGCGUUCGUGGUAGCGGCUCCGAGGAAGCUUUAAAAGAGGUUGUCGAUGAACAGCCAUCCCCAUAGUAGGAUCGGCGAAGUGAUCUAGUGGGACCAGACGCGAUCAGCGACAUGAAGAUCGCGCGUGUGGUCACGGUUUGUGCUGCGUUGAUAUCAACCUCGCUCGGCGCGGAAACUGAACGUUCCAAGAGACGAGCACAGCCGAAAAGCCAGUUGCCUCAACCGAGGAUAGAAAAUAUCAGCACAACACCGGUAACAUUCACCACCCUUCGGCCGGACAUAAGGCCCUUCGGCUCGCAAAUCGACCCCAGUGUCUACCCGGUUGGUUUUAGGAGAAGGGCACCAAGGAUUCGUACCACUCGGUUUGCCUCUAUUAGAUCCAGGAAUAAUCGUCAUCGGAGACAGCUUCAUCGACGCGGGAAAAAGAGUCGUCUGGGAAGAUCUUUCGACGUGACCAACUCCAAGAAGCUAGAGCUAGUGCAUGGUCCACCCGAUGAGAUCCACCUCGAACCCAUCUAUCGCGUAAUCAAGAACAAAAACAUCUUCGACUCGAUCAUUGAUUUGAUACGACGAUUGAUUGGAUCGAAGAAACCUUUGGGUCCUCUAGUGGGUCCUUUCCACUUCCCCGGGGUGGGUGACAAGGUUUACGUGAGACUCUUGGAACCAGUGCUCCCUAACCACCUGGUGAUCCGUUUGGUGUCCCAUUUGCCAGCCACGGAGAUCGAGGCUGCUAUGGAGAAACAUAUCUCUCCGCCUAUUCAUAUACCAAAACUUUCUCAGAUCCCAUCGAUCAGCCACGAGUCCUUCGUUGUGGCUCCCAAUGAGUUGAUCGAUUCUUUCAGCAAACACAGUUUAGCUGCAUCGGACAGUUUGUUGUCCUCCAGCAACCACGCGGUGCAGACAUCUAAAACUGCAAAGAAAUUGGAUGAAAAGAUGCUUGGAAAUAGUUGGAACAAUAGGGUGCACAUAUCUGAGACUUAUACUAAGAAUGAUCAUAGGAAUUCGACGAAUCCUCAACCUCUAUGGUCACCCGAAAUCAGUCGAGACGAUUGGAAAUUUAUAGAUCCGAGCAAUGAGAGCAGUUAUCAGGAUUCUUUCAACCAGGUGUACGAGUCGAAUAAAGAGCCUGAAGUGUUGAAGUUCAGUAUCGAGGACUUCCAUGAUCCAUUGAACGUUACGGACUAUCAACCUUCGGUUAAUUCGUUUAUUCCUGUCAGGGAUUAUGCUUUGAAUAAUGAAUUUAAGAAUGCUGAAGUUUCUCCUAAAUACAGCCUCGAUUUUGUGAGCAAGAAGAUGAGGUAUUUGAACCUGGACGGAAGUGUCGACUCCUCUGAAGAAAAGAACGAUGGAAGUUUGAAAUCGGUUGAAAAUAGUCCAAUUUUCUCGAAGGUUGAUCGCGAAUGGGGAUUGGUCAGAAGAAUGCGUGUAAGGAGAAAGGAAAUAAAGACGUCGUCGAACAGCGAAAAAGGGGUGCAAGAAAGAAACAGCACUGAAGCGUUUCCGGAAGUAGACAGGAAAUCGGAUGAUGAUAGAUCGAAUUAUUCUAUGAAUAAGCUUAGAAAUAAUACUGUGACAGGGUUGAAAGAAGAUGGAAAUUUUGGCCAGCGGUAUAAAAAUAACUCAACUUCUGUAAACACCACGAAAUCAGAAUCGAUUAAAAAUUCUACCGAAUCUAGAGGAAUAUAAAUGAAUACAAUAAUUAUUUUAUUGUAUUUUUUUUUAUUGACGAAGGAGUUGUUUGAACUCUGAUUUAUAUAUUUCUAUA
Osmia lignaria (orchard mason bee) is the source of this 2188-nucleotide messenger RNA. RefSeq lists its product as uncharacterized. NCBI's taxonomy places the organism in Eukaryota, Metazoa, Arthropoda, Insecta, Hymenoptera, Megachilidae. The record is from RefSeq and is a predicted model, not a curated record.